Dama dama (fallow deer) is the source of this 444-nucleotide messenger RNA. It is a transcript of the gene HBE1, whose product is annotated as hemoglobin subunit epsilon 1. The record is from RefSeq and is a predicted model, not a curated record. Gene Ontology annotation, cellular component: haptoglobin-hemoglobin complex; blood microparticle; hemoglobin complex. Bases 1 to 444 code for a protein of 147 amino acids. NCBI's taxonomy places the organism in Eukaryota, Metazoa, Chordata, Mammalia, Artiodactyla, Cervidae. Gene Ontology annotation, biological process: oxygen transport; hydrogen peroxide catabolic process. Gene Ontology annotation, molecular function: peroxidase activity; hemoglobin alpha binding; heme binding. The transcript has 3 exons.
AUGGUGCAUUUUACUGCCGAGGAGAAGGCUGCUAUCACUGGCCUGUGGGGUAAAGUGAAUGUGGAAGAGGCUGGAGGCGAGGCUCUGGGCAGGCUCCUGGUUGUCUACCCCUGGACCCAGAGGUUCUUUGACAGCUUUGGCAACCUGUCCUCUGCCUCUGCCAUAAUGGGAAACCCCAAGGUCAAGGCCCAUGGCAAGAAGGUGCUGACUUCCUUCGGAGAAGCUAUUAAGAAUUUGGACAACCUCAAAGGUGCCUUUGCUAAGCUGAGUGAAUUGCACUGUGACAAGUUGCAUGUGGAUCCUGAGAACUUCAGGCUUCUGGGCAACGUGAUUGUGAUUAUUCUGGCUACUCACUUCGGCAGAGAAUUCACUCCUGAUGUGCAGGCUGCCUGGCAGAAGCUGGUGUCUGGUGUUGCCACUGCUCUGGCCCACAAAUACCACUGA